UUUCGUUCUAAAUUUUUUAAACGAAAGUUGUGUUUUUUCUUGUGCUGUACGCGUUUCGUGUCAAAACUAAGGCUUAAAAAUGCGUUACGUGGCUGCAUACAUGUUGGCUGUUCUCGGCGGUUUGGAGAAGCCCAAAAAUGCUGAUAUCGAAAAGAUCCUCAGCUCUGUUGGUAUCGAAGCCGACAGCGAACGCUUGACCAAGGUCGUCAGCGAAUUGACUGGCAAGUCCAUCGAAGAAUUGAUCGCCUCCGGCCGCGACAAAUUGUCUUCCAUGCCCGUUGGUGGUGCUGCUGCUGUUGCCGCUGCUCCCGCAGCUGCUGAAGCCUCCGGCAAGAAGGAAGAAGAUAAGAAAUAAGAGAAGAAGAAGGAAGAAUCCGAAUCUAAAGAUGACGAUACGGGUUUCGGUCUUUUCGAUUAAACAACAUCCCUUUCACAGUUCCCAAUCACAACUUGGUCUUGUACGUGCAAAAGCUUGUCAAGCAUCUUUCACCAACAAAUUUGUGUUCUACAAACCACAUUCUCCAACAACCAGCCUUCAUUCAUUACAGCCGGUUUAAAAAAUUUUCAAGACUUUCUUUUAAUUUUUUUUUAAAUUUAAAAGAAUUUAACACAAUUGACUUAUUUUAAACCUUGUACAAAAUUUCAAAAAAUGAGGUUUUUAUUUCUGUGAAAUAAAAAUGUAGAAAAACUACAAGUUUUUACACGUUAAAAAAAAGGAAAAAAAAAAAAAUAA
This is a messenger RNA of Calliphora vicina (urban bluebottle blowfly), 733 nucleotides long. Its product is annotated as large ribosomal subunit protein P2-like. Gene Ontology annotation, molecular function: structural constituent of ribosome. The transcript has a single exon. Gene Ontology annotation, cellular component: ribosome; cytosolic large ribosomal subunit. Lineage: Eukaryota; Metazoa; Arthropoda; Insecta; Diptera; Calliphoridae. The record is from RefSeq and is a predicted model, not a curated record. Bases 80 to 355 code for a protein of 91 amino acids. Gene Ontology annotation, biological process: cytoplasmic translational elongation.